UUAAAAGCCCUUGCUUAUUGUCACUAAGCCCAUUACAAAGGCUUUAUUAGGUACCUCCUAGAAAAGGGUAACCGGAUACCCUUCUAAUUAUAAGGAGAUAAUACAAUAGGGCAUUUUCUUUCACUAAUGGGUGCCAUCAAUCAACAUGCUAUAUAAGGGAAAAAAUCUUUCCCAAUACCAUCAGUCUUUUGUGGCAACUGGAGAAAGCUGUACAGUCAUGAUAACUCGGCCGUUACUUUGUGUGAUAGUAUGUUUUGGAUUCUUCAUUUUAAUUCAAUCACUAGUGCCGAAGGUGAUGGCAAUGAAACAUUCUAACGUAGACGAAUACAUGCUAGAAGACCAAAGGACCCGCAAACGAAAAAACUAUGUCGUAAGACUGGCUAGAGACAGCGAAAUUUUAGGCAAGCCUGGUAACGUAGGAACAAAUUACGAUACGGACUCCUUCCAACUGGAACCAGCAAAUCCUGAUGAGUUGUCUGCUUUCAUAGUUGAUUACGCAAACAUGAUACGAAAUGACGUUAUUUUAUUAGAUAAGUCAGUCGAAACGAGGACCCGGAAAAGGGGUAACAUUAAAGUCGAGAAAUAUAAUAAUCAAGCAUUACCGGAUCCUCCCUGCGCCUGUAAAUUCAGCCCAAACAGAACGGAUUUGGGUGAAAACACCUACCCACGUUAUAUAGAAACUAGAAAUUGUAGUCAAGCACGUCAGCAAUCUUGUCGCCCGCCUUACGUCUGCAGAGAAAACUACUACAACAUAACAAUUAUAAGGAGAAAGGAGUUUCAAAAUCAGGCUACGCUAGAGGAUAUACCCCACGAUUUGAAGUUCAGAUGGGUGGCUGAAAACUAUCCCGUGAGCGUAGGCUGUGUCUGUACCAGAGACUACUACGCUACCGAGAAAUAAACGCCCUGUACAUGAUAUCGACUUUUGGAAAGUAACUCGAAAAUGUCUUUCCAUAUCAGUGAAAUAUGUGAAUAGAGCCGUUAUGGGCAAAUUUUAAUCAAUAAAACAUGCUGUGGAUCUUGUA
Helicoverpa zea (corn earworm) is the source of this 1022-nucleotide messenger RNA. RefSeq names its product prothoracicotropic hormone-like (gene PTTH). NCBI's taxonomy places the organism in Eukaryota, Metazoa, Arthropoda, Insecta, Lepidoptera, Noctuidae. Bases 146 to 898 code for a protein of 250 amino acids. The transcript has 5 exons. The record is from RefSeq and is a predicted model, not a curated record.